Molecule: messenger RNA, 909 nt
Organism: Spizellomyces punctatus DAOM BR117
Lineage: Eukaryota; Fungi; Chytridiomycota; Chytridiomycetes; Spizellomycetales; Spizellomycetaceae
Exons: 4
Coding region: 69-773 (234 amino acids)
Biological process (GO): mRNA splicing, via spliceosome
Cellular component (GO): U1 snRNP
Molecular function (GO): U1 snRNA binding
Source: RefSeq, a predicted model, not a curated record
ACUUCCAACCCCACCCUUGCAGACAACACCCAUCUCCCAACAGCCUCUUUGGAUAGUCGUUAGCCAGAAUGACCUCAAUACCACCAAAUCAAACUCUUUACAUUCGGAAUCUCAACGAAAAGGUUCAGAAAGAAGACAUACGCAGGAAUCUUUACUACCUUUUCUCACAGCAUGGACACGUUCUGGACGUCGUAGCACUGAAAACUAUAAAAAUGCGUGGUCAGGCCUUUGUUGUGUUUAGAGAUAUCUCAAGCGCGACGACCGCCAUGCGAGCUUUACAGGAAUUCCCAUUUUUCGAUAAAAACAUGAAAAUCAGCUUUGCGAAAACAAAGUCAAAUGCCGUGAGAUUCCAUGAGGGAGUGUACACUGCGCCAGCCAAAGAAACUGCUCCAUCGACUACUCCCGCAGCACAGAAGCGACCGCGUGAGGAUGAAGAAGAAAGCGAAGCAAAAAGGACACGGUCUGAUCAACAGACUAGCCAAGAGGAGGAGGCCGAAUCUGCUAAUGCACAAGCAUCGGAUCAAACACAAGUCAACCCUCCGAACCGGAUUCUUUUCCUCACCAAUUUACCCACAUCCGUAUCCGAAGAUAUGCUUGCAAUGUUGUUCCAACAAUAUCCCGGAUUCAAAGAGAUUCGACUUGUUCCGGGCAAAUCAGGCAUUGCAUUUGUCGAGUAUGAGAGUGACGCCCAGGCUGAAACGGCCAAAGGCGUAUUAAAUGGAUUCAAGCUAACCCCGACACAUCCGAUGACCGUUGAGUAUGCCAAACGAUAGGGAGGUUCGUGGUUGUGUUAGAAAUAGUUAGUGUACAGCGGGUGAUUUGUAUUAUAGGGACUGGUUUGUGCUUGAUGAGCGUGUUUGUUCAAAUAGAAUGAACCGUAUAUGGUACGCAUCUGCACAUGUGUGGAAA